GGUCUUUUCCUUUAAUUAAUUAAUUAGCGUAAUUAUUUACCCAAUUAAAUUUCUAGGUCACUUCGGAAGUCCUUAAUUUACUUGUAUCAUAUCUUCUAUAAAAUUUAGGCCAAGUUGCAUUAUGUUCCAUCACAGAGAGAGAGAGAAAUUAAGGAAGGUAGAGGUGUCUCCUCUAUUUAGGCACUUUAAUUUGCCUUAUAAUACAUAUAUAUAUAACGUUCUUUUCUUUAGGCUGAGCCAAAAUCAGAAAGAUGUGUUUUGAAAACAGCAAGAAAUAUUUUUCUGUUUGAAGUAUUUCUAGUCAUUCUCAAUUAUUAAAACUGGAUUAUUUCCAAAGCUCCAAAUAACCAUAACUUCUUCUCAAAAAAAAAAAAAAAAAAAAAAACAUACAUAGCUUUCAUACCGUUUUCUGUUUAGAAAAACGGUUUCCACUAAGCAGUCUAAGCUAAACCCAGGUCAACAUAAAAAAAACAUACGCAGCUUUGAUUCUGAUUGUGUCAUCUUCUUGGAUCUUCUACUUUUAGCCAACAAAACAAACCCAGAAAAAUGUUCGAGUCAAACACCAAUGAAGCUUGUGAUACUGAGGCUCAGACUUUGGGUGCUGGCUUACUCAUUACCACCACUACUACUUCACCUAAGUACGGCCGCUUUUGGCGUAAAAGUUUAUAUGUAGGCAUUUUCAUCACUCUCAAGAAAACCCCUGAUGACCAAGAAUCUCCACUGUCAUCACCAUCUUAUGUUUCUUUACCGGAAGAACCAGCGGCUGCCUCUGAAAUACUUGAAGGAACCUCCUCGGUUCAUGUAAUCGACGUUGACUCUGAUAAUGGGAGGGACAUAGAUGUAGAUGAUGAAGAGCUCCUUCCGGAGACAGUUGCAGUUGCUAAGAUUGUGAAACGGAAGGACUUGAACUCUCUUAGAAGACUCGGCGGCGUUGACGGGGUUCUUGCACGUCGGCGUUCUAAUUUAGAGGAUGGAAUUGAUGGAGGCCAAGAUCAAGCAUGGAACUCAGUUAAGAAAAAAGGGUUCUUUUUCUUCUUCUUGAAGGCUUGUGGCAGUUACACCAAUGUCCUCCUCCUGGUCUCAACUGUCUUGUCCUUUGUUACUGGUAUCAUUGAGAAAGGAAGAAAAGAUGGGUGGCAGGAUGGGGUUGCAAUACUUGUUGCUUUGGUCCUGCUUGUGGCAUUCCCUUCAGUAGGGAACUAUCAUCAUGAAAGGAAGAUGGCGAAGAAGAAGUUAAAGAAUAUGGAAAAAUUGGAAGUGCUUGUUGAAAGGGGUGAAAAUUUACAACGGAUUUCCAUUUCCAAAGUUGUGGUGGGUGACAUAGUGCGGUUGAAGGAGGGUGAUCGUGUUCCUGCUGAUGGUUUGCUAGUGAGUAGGGACGACUUGGUGUUAGAUGAGGUUUCGAAAUCCAAAAUUAACCAUAAGCGAAACCCAUUUCUCUUCUCAGGUUCAAAGGUUAUUAAGGGUCAUGGUAGAAUGCUUGUAACAUCGGUUGGUAACAAUACAGCUAUGGGCAAGCCGCUGAGCUUGGUGACCGAUCAGCCUAAUGAGAAGACACUGUUUCAAGGUCGGAUUGAGAAGCCUAGUAUUUACAUGGAUAUGAUUGCUCUAUGUGUCACUGUUCUUAUUAGUCUUGUGGUGUUAAUUCGCCUCCUACAUGGUAACCACAGUAAUAGUAAUGGAUUGCCAGAGCUUAAGGGGAAUGUUUCAGUGGACACGAUGACGAAAAUCUUUGAGAAAAUUGCCCUGAAAUCCAAAGGAAAGAUUUGGAUUUUGACAAGUGCUCUUACAUCAGUGGUAAUAGGAAUACAACACGGAAUGCCUUUUGUGAUUACAAUGUCUCUGUGUUGCUGGAAGGAAAAGGUGCAGCUAUCUUGGGCACACCCUCAAAACUUAUUAGCUUGUGGCACAAUGGGGUUGGUAACAGUCAUCUACAUUGAUGCAACUGGUGGGCUAAUGUGUGAACCGGUGGAGGUUAGCAAAGUUUUUGUGGGAGAUAAAGAAAUCAAAAACGAUGGGGACUCUAAAGAUGUUCCUGAAGCUUUGCAACAGGGAAUUGAUGUGUCCCUUCGUGUGUCUGAGAUUUCUGUUAGCCCCACCAAUGCUUUGCUUAUUUCUUUGGCAAAGCAAAGAUUCAACUCAAAUGUCAAUCCAAGUAAUUUUGACAUUCUUGACCAUAAAAGUUGUACCAAGAAAGGAAGUGGGGCUUUGAUGAGGAAAAAAGAUGAAGAUGGAAAAAUUAUGCACUUGCACUGGGAUGGGGCUGCAUCAACUAUAUUGGAAAUGUGUUCACACUACUAUGACAGCAAUGGGGAAAGUCAUGCCAUUGAAGGUCAGAAGAAAGAGUUCAAGAAACAGAUUAAAGAUAUGGAGGAUGGAGGUCUUAUACCCAUUGCAUUUGCUUAUAGAAAAAUUGAGGUACCAGAACUCAAAGAAGAUGGCUUAAGCUUGUUGGCAAUAGUGGGUCUGAAAUACCCAUGUCAGGAAGAGUUUAAAUCAGUAGUGCAAACUCUAAGAAAUGCUGGAGUAGGAGUCAAGUUGGUAUCAGAUGAUGAGCUCUCAGUAGUAAGAGCCAUAGCUUUUGAAUUGGGAAUCUUUAGUCCUGGUUCAAUGGAUGUGGCACUUAAAGGCGAAGAUAUUCGAAAACUGAAAACCAGAGGAGGAAUGGAGGUAUUGGAUCGGGCUACAGUGGUAGGAAGUUGCCUCCCUGAGCACAAGGUUUGCAUGAUAAAGUGCUCGAAGCGAAAGGGUCAUAUAGUUGCAUUCGUUGGAGGAUCAACAACAAUUGACAUUCUAGCACUGAAAGAAGCUGAUGUAGGGAUCAUUGAGGAAACCCAGAGCACCAUACUGGUGAAAGAGUUUUCUGAUAUCACCCUUAAAGGUUAUCGUUCAUUAGUUCCUGUUUUGAAGUUUGGUAGAUGUUGCUACCACAAUAUUCAGAAAUUCAUUCAACUUCAGUUCACUGCGUGCUUAUCUGGGUUGUUAAUAAGCCUAGUGAUGACAAUGGUUCGUGGAGAAUCCCCAAUAACAGGAUUAGAAUUGACGUGGAUGAAUUUGGUUCUGUGCCUUCUAGGUGGCCUAAUUAUGAAGAUGGAGUUAAAAAGCGAGGAACUGCUAACCAAUCAACCGGCUAGAAGAACUCAAUCACUUCUAACCAAGGCCGUGUGGGUAAACAUAGCAAUUCAAGCCUCGUACCAAGCUUCCAUUUUGCUACUCUUUCAACUCAAGGGUCAAGCCAUAACUGACAUGAACGAUGCUGUUCGGAAAACCAUGGUCUUCAACACUUUUAUCCUAUGCCAAAUCUUUAAUCAGUUCAAUGCCAUGGACCUAGUAAAGUGGGAAGUGUUCUGGGUUUUCCUUCAAAACUAUUCUCUUUUGCUGACUUUAAUUGAUGUUAUUGCCACGCAGGUGGUGUUGAUACAUUAUUUGGGAAGUAUAACCCAAUUUGAGAAGUUGAAUGCAGUGCAGUGGACUUGCUGUUUUCUUGUUGCUGCACUUCCAUUGGGAUUUGAUAGGGCCUUGAGCUGGCUUGCUGGCAUAUGGUCAUUGUUUCAGAGUUCAGUUGCAAGGCCAUUGCCUUACGGGAUGCCUUCACCCUAUGUUUCUUAUUUAGGCGUUCCAUUUUUCACGUUCCUUCUCCUUGCAUUGCCUGCACUUUUUACCACUAUCAUAAAUUAUGAUGAAAAUGUGCCAUCAGGUUGUAAAUAAAACUUUUGAGUAAUUCAUUGUGCCUAAUUUGUCUUUAAUUUUUUUUUUUAUAAUAAAUAUUAUCACUUCUUUGUUACCUUUCCCAGAAUUGUAUAAAUGUUGCUCUAGUCGUAGUGUAUUUAUAAAUGUCAAA
Messenger RNA from Quercus robur (English oak), 3841 nucleotides. Its product is annotated as calcium-transporting ATPase 12, plasma membrane-type-like. Gene Ontology annotation, cellular component: intracellular membrane-bounded organelle. The record is from RefSeq and is a predicted model, not a curated record. Lineage: Eukaryota; Viridiplantae; Streptophyta; Magnoliopsida; Fagales; Fagaceae. The transcript is spliced from 2 exons. Bases 547 to 3708 code for a protein of 1053 amino acids. Gene Ontology annotation, molecular function: P-type calcium transporter activity; nucleotide binding.